Megalopta genalis is the source of this 1928-nucleotide messenger RNA. RefSeq names its product beta-1,3-glucosyltransferase. The record is from RefSeq and is a predicted model, not a curated record. Gene Ontology annotation, cellular component: membrane. Gene Ontology annotation, molecular function: glycosyltransferase activity. Lineage: Eukaryota; Metazoa; Arthropoda; Insecta; Hymenoptera; Halictidae.
CAUAUAAAUGCGUGCACAUCGGCGCAUGUAUAAUGUGUAUAGAAACGUGUAUACGUAUAUUUACACCGGUGAUCCGGUGUCACCGUAUUCAAACAAAAAGUUUAUAGAAAAUACCUUAAUUAUUAACACUGUAUAUUUAAUAUCGUCGAAAUCGUGCUUAAAAAGUUUGUGGUUAAAUAUGUAGAAUUAAAAAAAGUCAUUUUAGCGUGGCACAAAUAUGUAUGUAUAACUGUAUUUUGAUUUUUUUGCGAGUGUUCUAAAUUAUUUGUAUCGGUAAUUUCAAAAUUACAUAAAUUACCUAAUUGAUACUCUUUUUGGAAAUAAUGUCUAUUAUACAUAUUGUACAUAUAGUACUUUCUUUUCUAUACCUUGGGACGAGCGAUACGAGCAUUUUAGCGCCUCGUGAUACAACAUUUAUUUUGUUAAGUCAAAAAGAAGGUUACCAUGCUGCACAUGCUAAUCUUUUGAAAGAAAAUAUAAUUGAACAAGCUAAUAUCCUUGAUGAGGAUCCUCCUGAAAUAGUUUUAUCUCAUGAAUUGAAUAUCAAUGGAUCAUGGACGAUAAUACCACUAUUGGAAUAUUUAUUAAAUACGUAUCCAACUUCUAAGUGGUUUUUCUUUUGCCUGGAAAAUACUGCAAUUAGAUUAAAUAAACUAUUAAAUGUUUUAUCUAAGUAUAAAGAAGAUAAGAAUUUAUGGAUUGGUCAUGCACUAUAUGAUCAUGAACCGACAAUUAUACACCAUUUUGCAGAGCACAAUAAGAAAUUUAAAUAUCCACAUGUAGCUUCAGGCUUCGCAAUAACAUUAGCCUUAAUGACUAGUCUAGUACAAAAACUUAUCGUAGGGGAGGGACCCAAGGAUGACUUUACAAUUGAUGCAUCCUAUGAAUUUGCAUCAUUUGUUCUUCGUGUUGACAAGGGAGUGAGGUUGACACAUGAAUCUAAUAUAUGCAUUGUAUCAAGUUCUGACUGUGCCACUUAUCCAAGAUUUUUUCAUUCUUGCGAUUCAUCUGUGUCUUCCAAAAAUGCGUAUUUUGCUGUAAAAACAUGCACAAAGUAUCAUGUUGAAAGAAUUCCUGCGAUUAAGAAGACAUGGGCAAAACAUGUUGAAAACGUUGGUUACUUCAGUGAUGCUGCUGAUAAACAUUUACCAGAGGCUUUUAUCGUACCAAACACAACACGCGGACAUUGUGGCAAGACUUACAAUAUUUUAGUAGAAGCAGACAAAAUACUGCAGAAAAACAAUUUGAAUUGGCUUGUAAUUAGCGAUGAUGAUACGAUAUUCAGCGUAGCGCGUUUGAUGGGUUUGUUAACAUGCUAUAAUCCCAAAAGUCUGCUUGCAAUUGGAGAAAGAUAUGGUUUCCGUCUAUGGGACAAUCUUUAUGGGUACGAGUACUUAACAGGUGGUGCUGGGCUUGUUUUAUCUAAGUCUUUAGUUCAUGAGAUGAUAAAACCAGGAAGGUGCGAUUGCCCAUCACCUACAACUCCCGAUGAUAUGUAUCUCUUCGGUGCAUGUCUGGCACGAAUUGGAAUACAACCUGUUCAUUCAUCGUUAUUUCACCAAGCACGCCCGUCUGAUUAUGCAACUGCCUAUCUCGCUUCUCAGGAACCUAUAUCUUUUCAUAAGUUCUGGAUGAUCGAACCACAAAUGGUUUAUGAUGAAUGGUUCGCAGAAGCUGAUAAGUCCCUAAUUACAUUUAAAAGACAUACCGAACUAUAAUUUCAGUAUGUAUCAAAUAUUUUACUACUACCUAAUAAUGUCCUAACCGUAGAAAUUGAAAGAAGUCAUAAACAAAUUAAUUCUGUCAGGAUCUCUAUGAUAUGUUUUUAAAUGAAUAAGAUUUUAUAUAAAUCAUUGUAGACUACCGUAUUUUGUAAGAAUAUCAUAUAAAAUUUUUUUAUUUCUUUAAUAUAUAUACAUGUAUAUGUA